CGUUGAUGGCGAAGGUUUGGCUGUCCGAGGAUGGCACGAAGGAAUGCGACGGCCCCAAAGCGCCCUCACGUCCAAGUCGGCACCAGAUCUAUCGCGUCCUUGUCAAGGCCAGGUGUGACAAACUGAAGAAGGUCAAGGCCGAACUCGAAGAUGCGAUUCAGAGACUUGAGAAGGAACAACGGCGAGCGCGGCAGCCUGCGAGUCUAUCUUGGGAAAACAUUGCUUUGGCGCUGAAAGAUAGCAGCGAGGAAUCGAGGCGCCAGAAUCGAGACUUAAGGGACAAGAUUCAAGCGUUCCAUCAACUCGUGAAUGACUUGGCACCGUGGGCUGCUUUAACGAGGGAGUUGGACCCAACGAGCACGACGUGGCGCGACACAAGUCUUCCGAUCCACCCUGAGUCGAGAAGAAUGGCCAAAACGUGGAUCACCCAGAGAAUGAUCCACAACACGGACGCCAUGUUCCAGCAGCAUGGGUUUGUGUCGAGGGACGACCAAUGCGUCGAUGUGUGGUGUGACGUGGACGUUACGGUCUCCGACACCGGGACGCUGUGCAAAAUUCGCCGCAACUUCAUCUCACCGCAAACGCUGGAGCAAUCGGUGGCGUUCGUGCGGGAAAAUUGGUUGGAAGCCAUUCUCAUCGAAGCCCCUCAAGACAGCGUACUCAACACUGUGUCGUGCUUGGUCACUCACUUCGGCUCGUAGGUCAUUCACGAAUGUGAUGGCAAUACUAAACUCGGCACAGUCAUUACUUCCGUCGGUGAAUACAUCCAUCUCCUCUGGGCCGAGUUCCACCAAGGCCCGGAUCGAUGCACGUUUGUUCUGCGACAUAUCGUCGACGACGACGCGCAGAGCCCGUCGGCGCACCUUCACCAGCGAAGUCGCAAUAUUUGGUCGACUCUUGUAAAGGUUUCUGGCAUGUGGACCUAACGAUUCAACUUUAGGUUCGACUACACGCGCCUUGCAGACGGCCGAACAAGGAAACGCGUGCUGUCGUUUGUGUCGAACUGCCAUUUCUCGGGAGAGCUGGACCUGGAUGCUGAAGCAAGCAUGACUGGGCUCUCCCUCGUGGAUUGUCCAGACCACUUGAAGGAAACCCGUCUGCGGCAGCAUGUCGUCAACUUGAUUCACUGCCGGCUGCGGUCGCGAAUCGACUACCCUGCCGCUGGCUACACGCUAAACAAAACGAUGCAAGAUUGCCAUUAUUCUUUGGCUGGUUGAUUUGCGAGUGAAACGAACGAUUUAACAGGGCUGUGACGUCUCGAGCACUCGACAUCUCGUUGGUCGAAUCAAAUAUAUUGAUCGUCGUCACUCCAAGCCACGAAUUCACGAUCCUCCCCGUCCUUCCUGCUUCCAUUGUCGGCCCAACUGGAUCCUGUAAUCGACUUAUUCCUUCUACAAGUGGAGCGUACGUACCUCAGAACUCAUUUGGAG
Messenger RNA from Aphanomyces invadans, 1430 nucleotides. RefSeq lists its product as hypothetical. NCBI's taxonomy places the organism in Eukaryota, Oomycota, Saprolegniomycetes, Saprolegniales, Verrucalvaceae. Bases 6 to 701 code for a protein of 231 amino acids. The record is from RefSeq and is a predicted model, not a curated record. The transcript has 2 exons.